UUUUUUCCCAUGUCUUUUGCAAAGAGAGCUGAAUUGGCCCUGACUGGCUUGUUUCAGUGUUACCCUUUUGUUAGCUGAAAUCAUUUUGGUUCUUUUUCUUGAAGAGCAAAGUGGGAAUUCACCUGAAAAGACCAUAUAUGGUCUUCUAACCCAAUUUACAAAAUGUCCUUUUCUGGGAAAAGAAUUUUCACUUUUCAUGGUUCAUGGAUCAUGAGAUUUUCUUGAUUUAACUUGGAAAAUAGCCUAAAGAUUCUGUUUCUUAUGUCGUAUGUUAUGAAAAAUUUUAGCCUGGUUUUGUUUCAAAGUCUCCAACAUGACUCUAAAAAAGCACAAGUAUUAUAUAUAUGUAUUUGGAGCACAGUGUGAAAGCAUUUUGGAAGGCCAAGGAAAUAUAAUAACUGGGUAUUUGAUGAAUUGGAAACCCUUCAAAAGACGGAUCUCUCAUAGACAAGUAAAUGAAGCUUGGACCAACUGAGUUUCAACAGUUCAAAGAGAAGCAAAAUAUCCCAAAAGACUACUUCUGGUGAUAAAGCUUUUGAAGAUAGCUAUGACUAGGGCUACAGGUGGGCAUUAUUUAGGGUUCUUCCAGGUCAAGGUUAGUGUUCCAUGCACCAGUUUGUUCAACAUAGUGACUGUUAGAUGUGGGCAUUGUGCCAAUCUGCUGUCUGUAAAUAUGGGAACUUCACUUCAAACGAUUCCCAUUCAAGAUGCUCAGAAACAGCAGAUAAACACUGAUCAGGAUCAUUUAAAUAAGGAAUGUGGAUCGUCUUCCGAAUGCAACAAGUUUUCUGCAUUUGAUUCUGCUGAGGAUGAAGCACCUAGAAUGCCCCCUAUUCGCCCCCCUGAGAAGAGACAACGUGUUCCUUCUGCAUAUAACAGGUUCAUCAAAGAGGAAAUCCAAAGGAUCAAGGCUAGUAAUCCAGACAUCAGCCACAGGGAAGCUUUCAGCACAGCAGCAAAAAAUUGGGCACAUUUUCCUCACAUUCACUUUGGGCUAAAGCUGGAUGGAAACAAGCAAGCAAAACUCGACCAGGCAUUUGCAGAUCAGGGUACUCAAAAUUCUAACGGGUACUACUAAAAGACAAUGGCAACCUGUGAGUAGAAGCCCCAGACAUCAUCAUAUAUAUCUAUAUAUAUGUUAUUAUAUGUUUAAUUACUAAAGGAACUGAGGUUUUGAUGAAGGCCCUCCUGAAAACCUCACCUUGUUAUCAUGUGUGUGUUGCCCUUUCCACCUCUUAAAUUUCCAUCAGAAUUGCAAUUUCUUUCUAUUCCAGUGAUUGAUUGUAUUUUAUGUUGAAUUCAGAUCAUAUUUUCAAGUAAACAAACAUUCCCAGGGAAUAAUAUGUGCAAUUUCUUUUGGAAACAAUUAUGGCAAAGUCUUAGUCUCUAUCUCUUGUCU
Messenger RNA from Durio zibethinus, 1399 nucleotides. Its product is annotated as putative axial regulator YABBY 2. Gene Ontology annotation, cellular component: nucleus. The record is from RefSeq and is a predicted model, not a curated record. Gene Ontology annotation, biological process: abaxial cell fate specification; multicellular organism development; cell fate commitment. Lineage: Eukaryota; Viridiplantae; Streptophyta; Magnoliopsida; Malvales; Malvaceae.